GUUUGCAACAAAAGCAACAAAAGACAUAAUCAAGCAGAGAGAGAAGGAUUGGAACAGACAGAAGGUGUGAGAGAGAGGAAAGGCAAGCAGGACUGACAGAGAGCAAGAACUUAGGAGAAACUGGCUGGGGCAUUAAGAGAAAGAUUGAAGGUGUCAGCUGAGAGACAUACGUGGUGUUAAAGGAGAGAGGCUCUGAGAGGGGUCUGAACAGAGAGAUGGGACAAGUGUGCCUGUGGAUCAUGGUGACUGUACUAGGACUCUGUGUAUCAGAAGCUGUCACUGCUGCUAGAAGCCAUGGGCGUAGACCACCAAAAGAAAACCCUAUCGACAAGAUUCCUGCAGUAGUGGACCUCGACCUGACUAAGAUCAGUGGAAAAUGGUUCCUUGUGAGCGUUGCCUCCAAGUGCCAGUACCUCCUAGAGAACAACUUACGAGUGGAGAGCACCACUGUCACCCUGACUGCUGACACCUCCCCUACCUCCCCACUAUCGGUCAGCACACUCAGGAAGCUUAAUAUGCAGUGUUGGGAAAUUAGGCAGGAAUAUCUGUCCACCAAGACCAGUGGCCGCUUUCUACUCAAAAGUCGUAAUAAAAUGGCGAAUGACAUUGACAUCAUCGUUGGAGAGACUGACUAUAACUCUUAUGCCAUCUUGUACUACCAGAAACGUGGGAAGAUCUCCAUUAAACUCUAUGGGAGGUCUGAGAGACUUCAGGCCCACAUCCUUGACAAGUUUGAGCUGCUAGCUGAAAAGCAGAACUUAGGAAUUGACUUUGUUUUCCCCUUUCCGAAAUAUGGUUUCUGCCAGUUUGCGGAUGAAAAGCACAUUCUCUACCCAUAACUAGGUGAAUGAGAGAUAUCGGAUGCACAGAAAGGAACACAUCAACGCAACAAGAAUGCUGCUAUUACACACCUUGACCUGUGCUGUUCAUAUCGUAUGUGUUUAACCAGCAAAGGCCUGUGCUGUUCAUAUCCUAUGUGUUUACCCAGUAGAGACCUGUGCUUUUCAUAUCCUAUGUGCUUACCCAGUAAAGACCUGUGCUGUUCAUAGCCUGUGUGUUUACCCAGUAAAGACCUGUGCUGUUCAUAUCCUGUGUUUACCCAGUAGAGACCUGUGCUGUUCAUAUCCUAUGAGCUUACCCAGUAAAGACCUGUGCUGUUCAUAGCCUGUGUGUUUACCCAGUAAAGACCUGUGCUGUUCAUAGCCUGUGUGUUUACCCAGUAAAGACUUGUGCUGUUCAUAUCCUGUGUGUUUACCCAGUAAAGACAUGUGCUGUUCAUAUCA
Messenger RNA from Anguilla anguilla (European eel), 1283 nucleotides. It is a transcript of the gene c8g, whose product is annotated as complement component 8, gamma polypeptide. NCBI's taxonomy places the organism in Eukaryota, Metazoa, Chordata, Actinopteri, Anguilliformes, Anguillidae. Gene Ontology annotation, cellular component: membrane attack complex. The transcript has 7 exons. Bases 216 to 839 code for a protein of 207 amino acids. Gene Ontology annotation, biological process: complement activation. The record is from RefSeq and is a predicted model, not a curated record.